Aspergillus heteromorphus CBS 117.55 is the source of this 377-nucleotide messenger RNA. RefSeq lists its product as uncharacterized. The transcript has a single exon. The record is from RefSeq and is a predicted model, not a curated record. The coding region runs from base 87 to 335 and encodes 82 amino acids. NCBI's taxonomy places the organism in Eukaryota, Fungi, Ascomycota, Eurotiomycetes, Eurotiales, Aspergillaceae.
CAAUUUUCAUCAUAAGUUAUCUUCUCGAUGGAGUUGAUGGUCUGAUAACAUGAGAGGAGAUUUCAUGCUGGCUGUCAUGGGAAGGGAUGUGGAACGCAGGAUGUGAUGUGGGUAUAGCAACCUCAUUCCUGCUCGCCAGUCUUUCUGCCCUUCCAUUCGCAUUUUCGUUGGGCUAUCGUGCGCCUCAGGGCCAAGUCAUGUAUUUAUCAAGUUCGUUGUGCCAUUCUGCGCUGAUGCCGAUAGAAAAUAUCUAUACAACAGGUCAUGGAAAUGUGCAGAUUGCUCCUAGAACAAAAUAUCUGAUCUGUUGCGGCUUUGCGCAAGUCGUGCUGUAGAGGAUAGCCGCAUUCACAGCCAUAACGAAAGAGCAGUACAUG